Molecule: messenger RNA, 1422 nt
Organism: Didymosphaeria variabile
Lineage: Eukaryota; Fungi; Ascomycota; Dothideomycetes; Pleosporales; Didymosphaeriaceae
Gene: CIT3
Product: citrate synthase
Exons: 5
Coding region: 1-1422 (473 amino acids)
Biological process (GO): carbohydrate metabolic process; tricarboxylic acid cycle
Cellular component (GO): mitochondrial matrix
Molecular function (GO): 2-methylcitrate synthase activity
Source: RefSeq, a predicted model, not a curated record
AUGGCGUUGAGCGCACGUACUUCAAGAGCUCUGCGAGCUGUGAAGCCCUCGGCGGCUCGUCCCUUUGCUUCUGUGCAAGCAUGCAGCUACUCAUCGUCCUCCGAGCCGGAUCUCAAGGAGACUUUCAAGAAGGUUCUGCCUGCUAAGCGGGAGCUGCUCAAGAAAGUCAAGGCACAUGCCGACAAGGAGCUCGGCGUGGUCAAGGUGGAGAACACCUUGGGUGGAAUGAGAGGAUUGAAGGCCAUGGUCUGGGAGGGCUCAGUGCUUGACGCAAAUGAGGGUAUCCGAUUCCACGGCAAGACCAUCAAGGACUGCCAGCAGGAGCUUCCCAAGGGCACCUCCGGCACCGAGAUGCUUCCAGAAGCCAUGUUCUGGCUGUUGCUUACCGGCGAGGUCCCAUCCGUUUCUCAGACCCGUGCACUUUCACGAGAGCUGGCUGAAAAAGCUGGCAUUCCCAAGUUCGUAGAGAAGAUGCUUGAUGACUUCCCCAAGGACCUGCACCCGAUGACACAGUUCGCUUGCGCAGUCUCAGCAUUGAAUUACGAGUCCAAGUUUGCGAAGGCAUACGAGAAGGGUAUCAAUAAGGUCGACUACUGGGAGCCGACUUUCGAUGACUGCAUUAGUCUGCUUGCAAAGCUGCCCACCAUCGCUGCCAAGAUCUACCAGAACGCCUACCGCGGCGGAGGCGCGCUACCAGCUGAUGUCGAUGUGAAUCAGGAUUGGGCGUACAACUUUGCUGCUAUGCUGGGCAAGUCCGGAAAGGAAAACGAAGGCUUCCAGGACCUUCUUCGUCUGUAUCUUGCCCUCCACGGUGACCACGAGGGAGGCAACGUCUCUGCCCACGCCACACAUCUCGUCGGCAGCGCGCUUAGCGAUCCCUUCCUUUCGUACAGCGCUGGUCUCCAGGGUCUGGCGGGACCUCUCCACGGUCUGGCGGCUCAAGAGGUGCUUCGCUUCAUUCUAGACAUGCAGAAGUCGGUCGGCACCAGCUUUACCGAGGGCGACGUGACAGAAUUUCUUUGGGGUGUCCUUAAGUCUGGACGUGUGAUCCCAGGAUACGGUCACGCAGUUCUGAGGAAGCCAGACCCGCGUUUUGAGGCUCUGAUGGAUUUUGCCGACGCGCGGCCAGACAUCGCGAAGAACCCAGUCUACCAGCUUGUCAAGAAGACUUCCGAGGUCGCGCCUGGCGUCCUUACUGAGCACGGCAAGACCAAGAACCCGUACCCCAACGUUGAUUCCUCCUCUGGUGUGCUCUUCCACCACUACGGCUUCCACGAGACGCUGUACUACACUGCAACCUUCGGUGUCAGCCGUGGUCUAGGACCUCUCGCACAACUCAUCUGGGAUAGGGCAUUGGGUCUGCCCAUAGAGCGUCCCAAGAGCAUCAACCUUGAGGGUAUCCUGAAGCAGGUCGGCGCAUGA